Messenger RNA from Suillus plorans, 1419 nucleotides. RefSeq lists its product as uncharacterized. The record is from RefSeq and is a predicted model, not a curated record. Bases 1 to 1419 code for a protein of 472 amino acids. Lineage: Eukaryota; Fungi; Basidiomycota; Agaricomycetes; Boletales; Suillaceae. The transcript has 5 exons.
AUGACGAAAUCCAUUCAUAAGAUGAUGGGAAACAAGGCAAAGGGGACCCGAAUUCACAGCACUGCUGAAAUUUAUUCCAAAACAGGUCUCGCAACCGAUGUCCGAGAUAAGUUGGAAGAGGCUAUUGCAUCAGGCUCUGUUGUUACAAAGGCCGAGAGAUUUGUCGCCAUGAAAAAGCUUACAAAAGAGGCAUACGAGGCAGCACAUCCUGAGGUGCAAGCGCUAUGCUUGGCAAAAGUGCAGGAGGAACGUGAGACAAAGGCUAGUCAACUACUCAAGCCCAAAACACAAGAAAGGACAAAUUUGGAGGCUCUUGAAGAAUGUACUGGUCCCAUCGCACACUUCUUGCAAGCUAUCCAUGAGAUGACUGGCUUCCAUUGGACUGUUCUCGGCGCUGGACCUGACCCUCGAUAUAAUGGUGACAUCAAUAUGAUGAGUUACCAUACAGGAGUCAAUGAGUACGGGCAAAACUGGAAGCAGGCCACUCCCGAUUUCGAUGAUAAGCACAUCAAGCCAUAUGUUGCCUUCAUUUCGAGUCUUUUUCCUCAUACACCUAUCGCUGUCGCCGAAAACACGCACCAGCCUCCUCCUGACACUUGGUAUUCUAUUCAGCAUCCAGAUGAUCUGAUUUCUUUUGACACAGGAUAUGAUUUCGUCGCCGACUCACCAUCCUCACCAUCAUUUUCGCCCAUCUCCACAUGGAAGAGAGACAUGCUUCCUACCUCUCCUCCACACUUUCGUCUGCAGGUCUUGGCUGCAAACUUUGCAUCUUCAACUUCCCCUUCUGACAUCAUUGGAGGGUCUUCUCCAACACCUUUCAUCACUCCGCCUAUGUUUACCUUCCCUCCACUCCCAGCCCCACCACUGGCACCCUGGUCCUUCGACGCCAGCUCCGCCUAUGUUUACCUUCCCUCCACUUUCAGCCCCACCACUGGCACCCAAGUCCUUCGACACCAGCUCCUGUUUCAUUUCCUCCACUCCCAGCCCCACCACUGGCACCCGGUCCUUCAACUGCCAGCUGUUUCAUCUGUAACAGUGUCCGGGAAUCUCUCAAGUGCCAAUGGGUCUAGGAUAGAUACCUUGGUGGGCGUGGAAGCGCUGGCUGCUGUUGUAGUACUAGAAGCUGUCCGAGUUGAUUCGGACAGGAACGUUACCACCUCCUCCGAACCCAUAAGUGAAGGCAACGAACUUCGCUCAGCAUGCGCCGAGAAUCUUCCUGCCAGUGGCAAGCGCAUUCAAAAGGUUCUCGCAGACCCAGAAAUACCCACCAAGUCGACUAGCAGCACCCUGCCUGUCAGGAAAACUGGACGUCUUCGAACAGAGACGACUCGAUUGGUGCAGGCCAACAACAUCGGCCAAAAUCCCAAGCGUCCAAGACCCGCUGAGUCCCAGAGCGAGCAUCGUAAGAAAAGAAAGUAA